UCCAUCCGGGUGACUUUAAAGCAAAAUUCCCUGCGUUCAUGAAGAGUAGUCUGGUUUAAUUCUGAGUGGAAAACGUCCACCUGCGAGCCCGUCCGAACCCCAAGGGGAGAAUCUCCGGGGAGGAAUAAAGGAGCGGCUGUUUGUGAGCUUCCACUGCCUGGACCGCCGACAAUGAGGUGGGUGAGAUGAACUCCAGUGGGAAUACUGUCGACCCCACCUGACAGCUCUCCGCCUCAGCACACAAGAGCGUUGUGGCCCCCGCAGACCAAACAACCCGCAAGGACGUCCGCCGUCCCUUUAAAUGUAGCCGAGAGCUGGGGUAAAUUGAAAUAAAUGCACUAGCAAACCUCCACGUCCUCCCAAAGCUAUUUGCAGCAUUCCGGUCGUGACGUUCCACCAAAACCUCAGCCUGGCCGGCACAAGCGUCCCAGCCAAGGGGGAGGAGGACUUCCUCACGCUGGCCGCCUCUCGGCUGAGUCGCAAGAAGCGCGUGAUCGGAGCUGGAGUCGGCGUGGCCAUGGUCCUGGUCCUGCUGGUGGCCAUCCCCCUAUUGGUCCACACCACCAAGGGGGGCGGGUCCGGGGGAGUGGGCACGCACUACGAGAUGCUCGGGAGCUGCAAGAUGGUGUGCGACACUUUCACCCCCCCUCAAGGGGAGCUGGCGGGCGCCUCCCCGCAGCCCCCGGACUUGACAAACCGCAGGGGAAAACCGGGUUACAGAGGAACCCCAGGACUCCCAGGUCCCCCGGGUCCUAAGGGCUCCCCCGGAGACCCGGGGAAGCCCGGUCCGCCUGGUCCGCCCGGGCCUGGACCCGGUGGCUACGGCCCGUCCUUGUACACACCCAAGAUCGCCUUCUACGCCGGCCUGCGGAAGCAGCAUGAAGGCAGCGAGGUCCUGAAGUUCGACGACGUGGUGACCAACGUGGGGAACUACUACGAGCCCAGUACGGGCAAGUUCACCUGCCCUCUGCCUGGCAUCUACUACUUCACCUACCACGUACUCAUGAGAGGAGGGGAUGGCACCAGCAUGUGGGCUGACCUCAAGAAGAACGGGCAGGUGAGGGCCAGUGCCAUCGCCCAAGACGCGGACCAGAAUUACGACUACGCCUCCAACAGUGUCAUCCUGCACCUGGACGUGGGGGACGAGGUGUGCGUGCAACUGGACGGGGGCAAAGUUCACGGCGGGAAUACCAACAAAUACAGCACCUUCUCUGGCUUCCUCAUCUACCCCGACUGACGUCUGCACUUUACCUCGGCCAUGAUUCCAUUAUGUCAGUGAAGACAAUUUCUAUAAAAUGAAAAAAAUGCUUAUAUUAUUACAUCCUGUAAUGUGCGGUGAGGUUCAGGGUUGGUGUGGCACUGACUCCUUUUUGUUUUUGUUGGUAUUAUUACAUCAAAUGGUUGUGCUGUAAUCAAUUUCAAGAUGAUGACAAAGUCAGGUACAGUAUGCCAGGUUACUGUACAUUUCUUUGCAAGAGUAAUGACAUCACGCUGUUUACAUUAGACCUGGGGUGUCCAAACUUUUCAACUGGGGGGCCACA
This is a messenger RNA of Nerophis ophidion (straightnose pipefish), 1541 nucleotides long. It is a transcript of the gene c1ql4b, whose product is annotated as complement component 1, q subcomponent-like 4b. The coding region runs from base 518 to 1237 and encodes 239 amino acids. Lineage: Eukaryota; Metazoa; Chordata; Actinopteri; Syngnathiformes; Syngnathidae. The transcript is spliced from 2 exons. Gene Ontology annotation, molecular function: protein binding. The record is from RefSeq and is a predicted model, not a curated record.